Molecule: messenger RNA, 1340 nt
Organism: Gossypium raimondii (Peruvian cotton)
Lineage: Eukaryota; Viridiplantae; Streptophyta; Magnoliopsida; Malvales; Malvaceae
Product: metacaspase-3
Exons: 6
Coding region: 63-1109 (348 amino acids)
Biological process (GO): proteolysis
Molecular function (GO): cysteine-type endopeptidase activity
Source: RefSeq, a predicted model, not a curated record
UUCUUUUCACACAGUUUCGGUUCUUCGGUAUCAUCGGGGUUAUUUAACGGCUGUUCGAAUCGAUGGCACGAAGAGAACGAUGCAGCGGUUGUGGGAGUAACAUGUUGGUUUCACCCGAGGCACGAGUCGUUCGUUGUUCCCAGUGCCACACCCUUACCAACCUUGUCCCAAUCAAUGCUCGACCAGGCCGAACCAGGUAUAAUGGGCUGCCGAGAAUGCAUGAAAACCCAUACGGGAACGGCCCAAGUCCGCAACAUCCACAAUAUCCACAACCGCGACCAUCCUUAUCUCCAGUUCCGAUUUACGGGAGAAAACGAGCACUUCUUUGUGGUGUGAAUUACCAUGGAAAGAGUUAUAAACUCAAAGGAAGUAUCAAUGAUGUCAAGAGUAUGAAGUACCUUCUUGUGGAGACAUUAGGAUUUCCCAAUGAUUCCAUUUUAAUGCUCACAGAAAAUGAAAGGGAGCCUUCAAAGAUCCCGACAAAACAGAAUAUCCGAAAGGCUUUGAAAUGGCUGGUCUAUGGAUGCCAACCGGGGGACUCGUUGGUGUUCCAUUUCUCUGGUCACGGCACUCGACAAAAAGAUUACAACCAUGACGAAGUCGACGGAUUUGAUGAAGCAUUGUGCCCUCUUGAUCACGAAACCGAAGGGAACAUAAUCGACGACGAAAUCAACGACACCAUCGUAAAACCGUUGACUCGAGGAACCACACUGCACGCGAUCAUCGAUGCCUGCUACAGUGGAACAGUCCUCGAUCUCCCUUUCGUUUGCAGGAUGAACAAGGAAGGGCGUUAUGCGUGGGAAGAUCAAAGAAAUCCCUUAUUUAACAAGCGUACAAGUGGAGGAUUAGCCUUUUGUUUUAGUGCUUGUGAUGAUCAUCAAACCUCUGCUGAUACCACUGCUUUCACAGGAACCAAUGUGAGAACCGGCGCGAUGACAUAUAGCUUCGUACAAGCGAUUCAAAAUGAACGGAGGUUGACUUAUGGGCAUUUGCUUAAUGCGAUGCGUUACACGAUUGGUGAUGUUAGCAAAGCUCAUGGAGCAUCACAGGAGCCACAAUUAACUUCAUCAGAUAAAUUUGAUAUCUACUCUAAGCCAGUUGUGCUCUAGUAUUUUUUGUUGCUCAUAAUGAAUUGCGUCCCGUUAUACUCGGAGAUUUCCGUAUCCGUUCUAUAUUCGUGCAAUACUUGUGUUUACAAUAUGUUAAUCCCUGCUCAUGAGAAUGUAUAUUUCAUAAUCAGUUGCUUAUCUCUUCGAAGAGCAUUUGUGAUGAGAAGAUUAAUCACUAUUAUCAAUGAUAGAUACCCUCAUUUCAAUAAAAAAUAAUUUUAGUUAUAUACA